Messenger RNA from Cladophialophora psammophila CBS 110553, 603 nucleotides. RefSeq names its product V-type H+-transporting ATPase subunit F. The record is from RefSeq and is a predicted model, not a curated record. The transcript has 3 exons. Gene Ontology annotation, biological process: proton transmembrane transport. Lineage: Eukaryota; Fungi; Ascomycota; Eurotiomycetes; Chaetothyriales; Herpotrichiellaceae. Bases 1 to 603 code for a protein of 200 amino acids. Gene Ontology annotation, molecular function: proton-transporting ATPase activity, rotational mechanism. Gene Ontology annotation, cellular component: fungal-type vacuole membrane; proton-transporting V-type ATPase, V1 domain.
AUGACGAAAUGGCAGCCAAUCGGAGACGUCAGUGGCCCGUCGAUGGCACUGGUCAAGACUGGUGCACUGCGCUCAGGUACCUCGUACAUGACUGCGCCUGCUGCACCUCGUUCACAUCUCCGAGCUUCGAGCCAGCUUCAAUCUAUUUUCAAAGCACAGGCUCCGACAUUUCGCAAUCAUGGCAGCGCCAGCGUCGGCAUACAAGGUACCCAGACUCCUCCCGCAACUAGACUUCAGCUUAUGAUCGCUGUGCAGGACCGGCAAUUCAUAGCAGUCAUUGGGGACGAAGACUCGGUUACCGGUCUAUUACUUGCUGGCAUUGGACACAUCACCGACCCUCCGGAUUCUCAGAAAAACUUUCUCGUGUGCGAUGCAAAGACAGAAAAGUCCCAGAUUGAGCAAACAUUCAACAGAUUUACCAAAGAGCGGAAGGACAUUGGAAUAGUCCUAAUAAACCAGCAUAUUGCGGAGCAAAUUCGAGACACCGUCGACAGAUUCCAAGAUCCGUUCCCUGCUGUUCUCGAAAUCCCAGCUAAAGAUCAUCCUUAUGACCCAGAGAAGGACAGCGUUCUACGGCGUGUGAGGAGACUUUUCGGCGAAUAG